Molecule: messenger RNA, 1109 nt
Organism: Mytilus trossulus (common blue mussel)
Lineage: Eukaryota; Metazoa; Mollusca; Bivalvia; Mytilida; Mytilidae
Product: microfibril-associated glycoprotein 4-like
Exons: 5
Coding region: 41-979 (312 amino acids)
Source: RefSeq, a predicted model, not a curated record
AAUAUUAUCUUCCUUGACAAAGGUAACAGACAGUUGAAAAAUGACAUCGACAAAGCUAGUCGGACAUUUAAUUGUUCUCGUAUAUGGUUCGCUAUGUUUUGGAAACCCAGAUGGCACAUAUAUUGCACCACUAAUAGAUGAUACGCAAAGAGCACCUUUAGUAGCUUUGCUAAAUACCAGUGAUAUAAGUCAAAAUAUAAUGAACUCUUUUGGGAAACAACUAAACGAAAAAGUGAACGAUUCAAUCAACGAGAAAAUGGGGGAUAUUCACCGUCGUAUACAGAAGGUAGAAGAAACUUGUGAACAUAUUGAGAGAGAUCGUUCAUCAGGAAAUGGAAAUAGAAAAGAUAUAAGAGAUUGUAGGGAUCUUCCCAAUGAUUACCGAAGUGGUAUUUACAAGAUUAAACCAGACCAUACAGAAGAAUUCGAUGUAUAUUGUGAGAUGACAGUUGAUCAUGGUGGUUGGACGGUUAUACAAAGAAGAGAGAGUGGUGAUCUUGAUUUCUAUCAAGGAUGGGAAAAAUACAAAACAGGAUUUGGACAACUUAAUCGCGAAUUUUGGUUAGGGAAUGACAAGAUUCACACCUUGACGUCACAAGGCAGAUAUGAACUGCUUAUAGGUCUCGCUGACUUUGACAACAAUCAAGCUUAUGCUAAAUACCAACAUUUUUACAUCGGGAAUGAAACGUCUAAGUACAAAAUCAAUAUUUACGGUUACAGUGGUAGCGCUGGGGACAACUUGAACUACCACAAUGGAAUGCCUUUCACUACCUUUGACAGAGACAGUGAUCUAGACCAUAGGAACUGUGCCCUAACUGUUAAUGGAGCAUGGUGGUUUACAAACUGUUUUGAAAGUCAUCUAAAUGGACACUAUUUCAUCAGGACGCCAUCAAAAGCUUGGAGGGGAAUUAUUUGGAAAGACUGGAAAGGUCCAAAUCAUUCUCUGAGAGCUACUGAAAUGAUGAUUCGAAGACUGUAAUUGCAAACCGGGAUUUAGAAAAAAGACUUACCAUGGAUUAUGGGUCGAAAAAUUUAACGAAACUUAUAUUUUAUUCUUUCGACUUCUAGAAUGAAUGAUUAUUGAAUUACAAGUUAAGUACUGCGAUAAA